CUGACUGGCGGUAGCGUGUUUGAGUGUGAGCGUCGUUAGCAGCGAAUCUUCUCUGAUUUAAAGUCUGAUUUUGUUUCUCUCGGUUCUGGUUUGUUUUGUUUUAUUUGGCCGAGAUGGUGAAAUUAUCGGCGGAGUUAAUAGAGCAGGCUGCUCAGUACACCAACCCGGUCCGGGACAGAGAGCUGGAUCUCAGAGGUUACAAAAUCCCGGUUUUGGAAAACCUGGGCGCUACUCUGGAUCAGUUUGAUACCAUCGAUUUCUCCGACAAUGAGAUCAGAAAACUGGACGGAUUUCCUCUGCUGAAGCGACUCAAAACGGUUCUGAUGAACAACAAUCGCAUCUGCCGGAUCGGUGAAAAUCUGGAGCAGUCGUUACCAAACCUGAAGGAGCUGAUCCUAACCAGUAAUAACAUCCAAGAACUGGGGGAUCUGGAUCCUCUGGCGUCAGUGAAGACCUUGACUCUUCUCAGUCUUUUAAGGAAUCCAGUAACGAAUAAGAAGCACUACAGACUCUACGUCAUCAGCAAACUUCCACAGAUCCGAGUUCUGGACUUCCAGAAGGUCAAACUGAAGGAACGACAGGAAGCCGAGAAAAUGUUCAAAGGCAAACGCGGUGCUCAGCUUGCAAUGGAUAUAGCCAAGCGCACAAAAACGUUCACGCCCGGCGCCGGACUGCAGGUCGAUAAGAAGAAGACGGGUCCGUCUGUGGCCGACGUGGAGGCCAUCAAGAACGCCAUCGCGAACGCCACGUCUCUGGCUGAGGUGGAGCGGCUGAAGGGUUUACUGCAGUCUGGACAGAUUCCAGGACGAGAAAACAGACAAGGAGCACACAGCAUGGUGGAGGAGGAAGAGGAGGAGAAUGAGGAGGAGGAAAUGGUGAUGAAGGAGACGAUGUACGGUGCUGCUGGAGGGGAAGAUGAUGUAGAAGCCAUGGAGGAAGACGUGCCUGUUAAUGGAUCGUAGUGCAGUGUGUGAUGAUGAUGAUGAUGAUGAGGAUCUUGUCAGAGCUUGUUUGCUGGUUUCGUGUAUAAUUAUGUUGAGCAGAGAAACUUUGGUUAUUAAAUUUUUCUUUUGUUUAAUGUUGAAUUUUCUUUUUUGUUUUUCAAAUAAAAUAGUUUUUUGAUAUC
This is a messenger RNA of Trichomycterus rosablanca, 1126 nucleotides long. RefSeq names its product small nuclear ribonucleoprotein polypeptide A' (gene snrpa1). Gene Ontology annotation, molecular function: protein binding; U2 snRNA binding. The record is from RefSeq and is a predicted model, not a curated record. Gene Ontology annotation, cellular component: U2 snRNP. Gene Ontology annotation, biological process: mRNA splicing, via spliceosome. The transcript is spliced from 9 exons. Lineage: Eukaryota; Metazoa; Chordata; Actinopteri; Siluriformes; Trichomycteridae. Bases 114 to 962 code for a protein of 282 amino acids.